AUGUUCUGGUCAAGUGUUAUCCCCUUUGCAGGGCUUUGCUCUCUGUUUCUCGACUUCGCUUCAGCACAGACAAAGUACGAAGUUCAAAAACCUCCACUUGACACCGACUGGACUUACGAGGUCGGCACCAAUCCUUGGCCGGAACAUCCGCGACCGCAGCUCAAGCGCGAUGCUUGGAAGAGCCUGAAUGGUAUUUGGACAUGGAGAGGCGAUGGCGAUCUCAGCAACCCGCCCAAAGAAGGCCCUCUGGAUCGUGAGGUGCUGGUCCCAGCUUGCAUCGAAAGCGCUCUGUCGGGAUUGCAGAUUCUUGAUCAGCGCGAGUUCUGGUACCAGCGGUCCUUCGAGGUAUCUGAUGACUGGAAGAACCAGACCGUUCUUCUUCACUUUGAGGCCGUCGACUAUAACUCAACAGUGUUUGUGAAUGGGAAAGAAAAGACGACGCACAUUGGGGGCUACGACCGUUUCACGGUCGACGUGACGGAUGACAUUAAGUUUGGAGAGUCAAAUGAGCUGCUUGUCUUUGUCAACGACCCGACGGACGAUCAAGUUAUCCCAAUUGGCAAACAGACCUUGCGACCGAGUCACAUCUUCUACCGCUCCUGCUCGGGCAUCUGGCAGCAAGUCUGGCUUGAGGCCGUUCCGAAAGACUACAUCACCGAUCUUGACCUCACUGCGGGUGCAGAUGGCCAAGUUACCGUAACAGUCCAUACUUCUCAAGAGGCUGGCGGAUCCGCCAAAGUGGUGAUCGAAGGCAGCGAUGGCACGGAACUGGCCUCCCAUGAAGGAACGGCCGAUGAAGAAUUCACUUUCACCGCCAAGUCGCCUAAACUAUGGUGGCCCGACUCCCCGACGCUUUACAACAUCACCGUGACACUCGACGGCGGAGACACGGUACACAGUUACACCGGCUUUCGAACCAUAUCCAAAGGCAAAGUUGAGAAUGUCACACGACCACUACUCAACGGUGAGUUUGUGUUCCAGUUCGGAACUCUUGACCAAGGUUUCUGGCCUGAUGGAUUGUACACGCCACCAAACAGGGAGGCCAUGGUCUCUGAUUUGAAGCUCCUGAAGAAGUUUGGUUUCAACAUGGUUCGCAAGCACAUCAAAUACGAGCCUCAUCUGUUUUACCAAGCAUGCGACGAGCUUGGCCUGUUAGUCAUUCAAGAUAUGCCUAGUCUUCCUGCAGACGGCAAUCGUAAGCCCAACGAUGCGGAACAAGCCGAGUUUCAACGACAGUUCGAGAUUCUUGUGAACCAGCACAAGAGCUACACUUCAAUCGUCACAUGGGUCAUCUACAACGAGGGCUGGGGUCAGCGAGACGGGUCUCCUGAGAAGAGCCUGACUGAGCUGCUUCAAAAGCUUGACAAGUCAAGACUCAUCAACUCUAUCAGCGGAUGGAAUGAUCAUGGGUUUGGUGACUUUCACGUAGAUAACCUCAAGACCUCAUCGAACACUUCACUGACUCGUUUUCAGGACAAUCAUAACUAUGCUGAACCUCAAUGCGGCACGCCAUUCUACUCGCAACCCAAGACUCCAUAUGAUCCUGAGCGCAUUGGCAUUGCAGGCGAGUACGGUGGCAUUGGUCACAACGUCUCGAUUGACCACCUUUGGAACGUCAAGCAAGCCAUCGAUAGCAUCCCCGAGACAUACGAAAUCAACAAGGACCUCGACUCAUACAAUUAUCGAUCCGGCGUCUUGUUUCGGGAUAUCCGCGAGCAGACUGAGCGGUUCGCUUGCAGCGGUGCCGUAUAUACCCAGACGAGCGAUGUUGAAGGCGAGGUGAAUGGUCUGAUCACCUACGAUCGUCGGUUCGUGAGGCCAGAUGUUGAGAAAUGGCAGAGUGAGAUUGCCAGUGUAUACGAGGCUGCAGCUUCUCGAGGCGGGCCCUCGAAUCCAGACACCGAGGACGAAUGGCAGAUUAUAAGCAAGGAAGACACUCAACCUGAUGACUUGGUAAAGGAUGAGAAUAAGGAAGUAGCCCAGGAGAAAAAGUCUGACAACUCGGAGAAGAGUCCAGCGGAGGAGAAGAGAGAAUUAGCAAAGGCGAAAUGGGAAGGCAUGCAGCCGCAGAGGGGCGGCGUGUAUCCUGACAGAGAAGUCAAGACACCAAGCUAUCCCCAGUUCACUGGAAACUGGUAA
Messenger RNA from Fusarium subglutinans, 2139 nucleotides. RefSeq names its product beta-galactosidase. NCBI's taxonomy places the organism in Eukaryota, Fungi, Ascomycota, Sordariomycetes, Hypocreales, Nectriaceae. Gene Ontology annotation, biological process: carbohydrate metabolic process. Gene Ontology annotation, molecular function: hydrolase activity, hydrolyzing O-glycosyl compounds. The record is from RefSeq and is a predicted model, not a curated record. The transcript is spliced from 7 exons. Bases 1 to 2139 code for a protein of 712 amino acids.